AUGACACCCUAGCCAACCACCGGCUUCCAGUCCGCGGAGCAUCCUCACGGUCGCUUCUCAGCGGGCGUUGAGCAUAGUCUCCAUUGCUGCUCUGGUGCAUCAGCUCUGGUAUAUCCCCAAUCCACCCACUCCCAUUGCCUCAUCAUCAUUUCACAAGCAAAAGCAUUCCACGCAGAUUCCGCACCGAACUGAACAUUGGCAACAGCACCACAAUACAAACAGCAAAAAUCCGUUGGAAAGUGUAAAGGAAGGAAGGAAGGAAGCGUAAUGUUGCACGGGAGCUGCGCAACCGCAGCCGCGCCCCUACAUAAACCCGUCGCCCACCUGCGGGUCUUCCUCAGAGUCUCCGCCUGUGCCACUUCCGCAUCACUCCCCACCGUCGCGGCUGUUUCGACUCGGAGCCCGAGCCCGAGCCCUAGCACAGGCGUCGCGGCCACCGCGAUGCCUUCUUCGUCCUCCUCGCCGACGCCGACGCCACCCGCCGAGGAGACGACCGCCGCCGCGAUUGGGUUCCACCUCACUGAGCCCUCGUUUCUCGAGUCGCUGAUGCCGAAGAAGGAGACCGGCGUCGACCGCUUCCUAGCCAAGCACCCCGAGUACGACGGCCGCGGCGCGCUGAUCGCCAUCUUCGAUUCUGGAGUUGAUCCGGCAGCAGCUGGAUUGCAGACUACUUCUGAUGGGAAGCCCAAGAUUCUUGACGUUAUUGAUUGCACGGGUAGUGGUGACGUUGACACAUCCAAAGUGGUGAAAGCUGAUGCUGACGGUGCUAUAGUUGGUGCUUCAGGCACUCGUUUGGUUGUAAACCCCUUAUGGAAGAACCCUUCUGAACAGUGGCAUAUCGGUUGCAAAUUAGUAUAUGAACUCUUUACAGACACACUCAUAUCUCGGUUGAAGAAAGAAAGAAAAAAGAAAUGGGAUGAAGAAAACCAAGAAGCAAUAUCUGGGGCUCUGAGCCAGCUGAACGAAUUUGAAAAGAAACACAGUAAGCCUGAUGAUGCCAAACUGAAAAUGGCUCAUGAAGACCUACAAAAUAGGCUUGAUUGCCUGAGGAAACAAGCAGAAGGUUAUGAUGAUAGGGGGCCUGUGAUUGAUGUUGUCGUAUGGCAUGAUGGUGAUGUGUGGAGGGUUGCAGUUGAUACUCAGGGGCUUGAGGGUGACAAAAAUUGCGGAAAAUUAGCAGAUUUUGUUCCAUUGACAAACUACAGGCAUGAGAGGAAGUUCGGAAUUUUUAGCAAAUUAGAUGCAUGCUCUUUUGUAGCAAAUGUGUACGAUGAUGGGAACCUCGUCAGCAUAGUAACUGAUUGCUCUCCACAUGCUACCCAUGUUGCAGGCAUUGCAGCUGCUUUUCAUCCUGAACAACCUUUGCUUAAUGGAGUUGCACCUGGAGCACAAUUGAUUUCCUGUAGAAUUGGAGAUACCCGCUUAGGAUCAAUGGAGACAGGAACAGGUUUGGUUAGGGCCCUGAUAGCUGCAGUAGAGCACAAAUGCGAUCUGAUUAAUAUGAGUUAUGGUGAGCCUACUCUUCUUCCUGACUAUGGAAGAUUCAUUGAUCUUGUUAAUGAGGUUGUAGACAAGCAUCGUAUUAUAUUUAUUAGUAGUGCUGGAAACAAUGGUCCCGCUUUAAACACUGUUGGUGCUCCUGGUGGUACUAGUUCAAGCAUUAUUGGUGUUGGUGCUUAUGUCUCACCAGCUAUGGCUGCUGGAGCUCACUGUGUCGUACAACCUCCAUCGGAGGGGAUGGAAUACACAUGGUCAAGUCGAGGCCCUACUGCUGAUGGGGAUCUUGGUGUCUCCAUUAGUGCGCCUGGUGGAGCAGUGGCCCCUGUACCAACAUGGACACUUCAAUCUCGCAUGCUGAUGAAUGGUACUUCCAUGUCAUCUCCUUCUGCCUGUGGUGGGGUUGCUCUUCUUGUUAGCGCCAUGAAGGCUGAAGGCAUCCCAUUAAGCCCUUACACUGUGAGAAAGGCAAUUGAGAAUACAGCUGCAUCUAUAAGUGAUGUACCAGAGGAGAAAUUGACUACAGGGCAUGGACUUUUGCAAGUUGAUAGGGCUUUUGAAUAUGCACGGCAGGCUAAGAAGUUGCCACUUGUUUCCUACAGAAUCUCAGUCAAUCAAGUAGGGAAGUCAAUUCCAAGACUAAGAGGAAUAUAUCUACGUGGUAGUAAUGCAUGCCAACAGACGAGUGAGUGGACUGUUCAACUUGAUCCAAAAUUUCAUGAAGAUGCCAGUAAUUUGGAGCAAUUGGUUCCAUUUGAAGAGUGCUUGCAGCUGCAUUCCACUGAUAGCUCAGUUGUUAAUAUUCCUGAGUAUAUAUUGUUGACAAACAACGGGCGCAGUUUCAAUAUUGUUGUAAAUCCUGCUAAUAUCAGCAGUGGUCUUCACUACUAUGAAGUUUAUGGAACGGAUUGCAGAGCACCUUGGCGUGGACCCAUUUUCCGAGUGCCAAUUACUGUAAUAAAGCCUAUUGCUCUAUCGGGGGAACCUCCAGUAUUAACGCUUUCCAAACUCUACUUUAAAUCAGGGCAUAUUGAAAGGAGGUUCAUAAAUGUGCCUAUUGGAGCUUCGUGGGUGGAAGUUACCAUGCGCACAUCAGACUUUGAUACUCCAAGAAGAUUCUUUUUGGAUACUGUUCAGAUAUCUCCACUGAAGCGACCUAUUAAAUGGGAGGCUGUUGUUACUUUCUCUUCACCUUCUCUCAAGAAUUUCAGUUUUCCUGUUGAAGGUGGCUUAACUUUGGAGUUGUCUAUAGCCCAGUUCUGGUCUAGUGGAAUUGCUAGCCAUGAACCUACCUGUGUUGAUUUCGAGAUUGUGUUUCAUGGAAUAUCCGUUGAUCAGAAAGUAAUUGCCCUUGAUGGCAGCGAGUCACCUGUGCGUAUUGUUGCUAGAUCACUAUUAGCAUCAGAGAAGCUUGUUCCUGUUGCCACUCUGAACAAGAUCAAGAUACCUUACAGACCAGUGGAUUGUAAUUUUUGUCCACUUCCCACCACUCGUGAUAGAUUACCGUCUGGCAAGCAAAUUAUUGCACUGACUUUAACUUACAAAUUCAAACUAGAGGACGGUGCUGAAGUAAAGCCCCACCUGCCACUUCUUAACAACAGAAUAUACGACAACAAGUUCGAGUCUCAGUUCUACAGAAUAUCAGAUUCAAAUAAGUGUAUUUACUCUUCUGGCGAUGUCUAUCCUAGUUAUGUCAAACUUCUAAAAGGUGAAUACACACUGCAAUUGUACAUAAGGCAUGAAAAUGUGCAAUUCUUGGAGAAGCUGAAGCAAUUAGUUCUCUUUAUUGAGAGGAAACUAGAGAAAAAGGAUUUCAUUCAAUUGAGUUUCUACUCUGAACCUGAUGGCCCUGUAAUUGGAAAUGGCACCUUCAAAUCUUCUAUUUUAGUUCCAGGUGAACCUGAAGCAUUCUAUGUGGGUCCACCAUCUGGAGAAAAAUUUCCGAAGAGUGCUCCACCUGGAGCUGUUUUAGUUGGCUCCAUAACCUAUGGUAUCGUGAGCUCAUUCAACAAGAACAAUGAACAAAACCAGCAUGCUCCAGCAUCUUAUAGUAUUUUAUGCCCCAUUCCUCCAUCAAAGGUUGAUGAUAGUAAAGAAAAGGGGGGUUCGAUUGGAAUGAAGAAAAGUAUUUCUGAGCGGUUAAAUGAGGAGGUUCGAGAUACCAAGAUAAAGUUUCUUUCCAGCAUCAAGCAAGAAAGUGAGGAUCAGAAGUCUGCUUGGGCCGAGCUUGUCGCUUCUCUUAAGUCAGAGUAUCCAAAAUACACACCUUUGCUUGCCAAAAUUUUGGAAUGUGUACUUCAGGAAGCACCUUCUGAUGAUAAGAUUAGCCAUCACAAAGAGGUUAUUGUUGCAGCUGAUGAGGUUCAGGAUAGUAUUGACAAAGAGCAACUGGCGAAGAUUUUGUCUCUAAAACCCGAUCCUGAGGAGGAAGAGUCACAGAUAACUAAGAAAAAGAUGGAAGAAACACGAGACCAGCUAGCUGAUGCACUAUACCAAAAGGGUCUUGCAUUGGCAGAGAUUGAGUCGCUAAAGCCUGAUGAGUCAACUGAGACAUCUGCUAAAGAUGCUUUUGAGGAGAAUUACAAAGAAUUAAUUAAGUGGGUUGAUGCAAAAUCUGCAAAAUAUGGCACUCUGACCGUCUUACGUGAGAGGCGCUGCGGAAGAUUUGGCACAGCAUUAAAGGUUCUGAAUGACAUGAUUCAAGAUGAGUCUGGGCAACCAAAGAAAAAGCUUUACGAUCUAAAGAUCCAGCUGAUUGAGGAGAUAGGAUGGGCACACGUAUCAGCUUACGAAAAGCAGUGGAUGCAUGUCCGCUUUCCCCCAUCUUUGCCUCCUUUUUAAGUGGUUAUUUUUACCAUAUACUCCGGCACCAGUAGGUCCAGUAUAUUCUGUCAUUGUUGGAUCAUUGCUUCAUGUUUCUUCCAAUUGACAUUUUAUUCCUUGAAAUGGUAACUGAGGGAUGCAAGUACUACCUCAUUGGAUUAUAAUUGAGGCCAUCGAUUUGUCAGUUGUAGCAUAAACUUGAGGCGGAAAGGCACAUUGAAAGUAAACAUCUUCUCAAAA
Brachypodium distachyon (stiff brome) is the source of this 4560-nucleotide messenger RNA. Its product is annotated as tripeptidyl-peptidase 2. The record is from RefSeq and is a predicted model, not a curated record. Gene Ontology annotation, molecular function: serine-type endopeptidase activity; tripeptidyl-peptidase activity. Gene Ontology annotation, cellular component: cytosol. The transcript is spliced from 34 exons. The coding region runs from base 268 to 4338 and encodes 1356 amino acids. Gene Ontology annotation, biological process: proteolysis. NCBI's taxonomy places the organism in Eukaryota, Viridiplantae, Streptophyta, Magnoliopsida, Poales, Poaceae.